AUGUGGACAACAUGCUCUUCGAUCGGGAGCAUGCUGUGGGAGGUGUGGGGUGGGCCGCUCGCCGAGUCGAGCGGGCUAUACGAGCCGCGCGAUCGCACAUACGGCCGAUGGGGCGUGCCGUUCUCGGCGAUGGAGAAGCGGCUAUACGAAAAGGACGAUGUUGAGAUCAGCUUCCACCGCGUCAUGCUCGCCAACGGCAAGGACUGGGUGUGGUAUCAAGUAUGGCAGGAUCCCAUCGCUGUCGUCCAGACCGGCCGAAAUGCCGACAUGAUCUUUGUGCAUGGGACGGGCGUUCAUUCUGGGACACUGGCGAGUCAGUGUCGUCGGUAUCUUGAUGCUGGAUUCCGACUCAUCGUGCCAGACUUGCCGUCGCACGGCUUUUCAUCCGGGCUGCACGUGUAUCAGCGCAACAUGGCUGGGUUCUGCGAAGGACUGCAUGCGGUGCUGCACGAUGUGGCGCAGCGCGAUCAGGCAGCUUCGUGCUUCCCCACCGUGCGCCCGACCAAGCUCGAGCGUCGCAAGACGUUCAUGCUCGGCCUCUCGUUCGGCGGCCUGGUGGCGUUCUCCUACGCGCUGCAGUACCCGGCCUCGUACCGAUACGAUGAAACAGACCCAGACGAGAUCCCCAUCGACGGGCUCGUGGGCGUAGGACCAAUGGUGGCGUACAACGCCAAAUUCGUCGUGGUCAACACGGCGUUACGCUGGCUCUUUCUUGUGCUGCUCUUCGUGUUUGGGUUGGGAAGGUUGGAGGCGAUUGUGCCACACAAGAAGGUGGUUGACAAGGAUCCGAAGGUGUACGAGUCGUUGGUGAUGCAGGAUCCACGCUCGCACAAGGGGUCGUUCCGAAUCGGCCACCUGUGGUGCAUCGUGAAAGCGAUGGAGGAUCUGCGCCAGCGCGCGCACGAGAUUCGUCAUCCCGUCUACAUCCAGAUGGGUGGUGACGACCGUGUGGCCGACAACAUGGCCGCGCUCAAAUGGAUCCGAGAAACCCAGUCGCAGGAUAAGAGGUACGAGGUAUACCCGAUUUGCCAGCACGUCAUCUACAAAAAGGCCAAGACGCAGCACGAUGAUCUGGCGGGACGCAUCAGUGUGAUUGCCGACAAUGUCGAGUGGAUGAUCGAACGUUCCCCCGCGGUGUUUGCGCGCAGAGCCGGACGCGUUGCAUCGUACGCGAGCGACUCGAGCUCGAUCAGCAGAAGCACCUCGCGAACAUCGCUGUUCGACGAAGACGACGACUCGGCUUCCAUCGCCACCUCGGUCCCCACCUCACCAGGCCUCACGGAGAGAGACAUUGACGUCGCCGAGGUGAAGUACGCAGGUGGACAUCGAGACGAAGGCCAUGUACUGCCAGACCAUCUGUGCGGUUGGAGACUCGAUGAGGAGGGGGAAAUGCGCCUGUACAGACGCACCUGGAACUUCCGAGAAGACUCCCGCCCAUUCCUCCACGACCCACACACCGUCUAA
This is a messenger RNA of Moesziomyces antarcticus, 1464 nucleotides long. RefSeq names its product lysophospholipase. Gene Ontology annotation, cellular component: membrane. The record is from RefSeq and is a predicted model, not a curated record. Gene Ontology annotation, molecular function: lipase activity. Lineage: Eukaryota; Fungi; Basidiomycota; Ustilaginomycetes; Ustilaginales; Ustilaginaceae. Bases 1 to 1464 code for a protein of 487 amino acids. The transcript has 2 exons.